CAGGGAUGGCCGUUUCCGACAAAUCUCUGUUGUGUACUAUCUUUUAAUUUCGGCGGUGCAAAUUGGCCUAUUAUUAACAGAACAUUUAUAAAUUUGGCUUAUCAUUCAAGCAAUGGCAGAUCAUGAUGAGCCGGCAGAUUUUGCUAACGACGAUAUUGGAGACGAUGGAGAUAAUGACUUUGAGCCUGUUUUCGAUACAAUAGAUCCUGACCAAGCUCAAGCUGCCGAAAAACAGGUGGAGCCCAACAAGCGUAUCACAACAGCGUACAUGACAAAGUACGAACGAGCCCGGAUCCUGGGAACCAGAGCACUGCAGAUAUCCAUGAACGCGCCCAUCAUGGUGGAGCUCAAGGGACAGACUGAUCCGCUGGAGAUUGCCAGACAGGAAUUGAAAGAGAGAAAAAUUCCACUGAUCGUCCGGCGGUAUUUACCUGAUAACAGUUUCGAGGACUGGAGUAUUGACGAGCUCAUUAUUGACUACUAAGACAAAAUCAAAUGUAUUGUUUCUCACUGAGUUCUACGGAGAAGACUUUUCUGAUUUCUUGCUCUUU
Bolinopsis microptera is the source of this 551-nucleotide messenger RNA. RefSeq names its product DNA-directed RNA polymerases I, II, and III subunit RPABC2-like. NCBI's taxonomy places the organism in Eukaryota, Metazoa, Ctenophora, Tentaculata, Lobata, Bolinopsidae. Gene Ontology annotation, molecular function: DNA binding. The transcript has 3 exons. Bases 113 to 484 code for a protein of 123 amino acids. Gene Ontology annotation, cellular component: RNA polymerase III complex; RNA polymerase I complex; nucleus. The record is from RefSeq and is a predicted model, not a curated record. Gene Ontology annotation, biological process: transcription by RNA polymerase I; tRNA transcription by RNA polymerase III; transcription by RNA polymerase II.